AUGAGUGUUUUAUGUUUACUCUAAAAUUGUGAUGAUGAUUUUGAAAUAAUCGAUUACAAAGAUAAUUUUAGAACCUGCAAUAUUCAAAUAAAGAAUUUAGCGAAUUAUAAAUUAUGGCAAAAAGAGAUUCAAUAUUAAUAGAAUUAUCCCAUUUAAUAAAGAUUCUAAUUUGAUACUCAACCCAAUAAUAUUAAUAUACAAAUAAAGGGUAAAAAAUAAGAUGCAGAACUAAUAAUUUUAGAUAAUAAAAUAUUUUUGAAAAAUAAUGAUUAAAAUCAUAUUAUUUAUUAGUUAAUAGAAAGAUAAAUUAUAUAAAUGGAAAAAGUGAUAAGAAUUAACUAAUACUCUGUAAAUUUUGAUAAACAAAGAAAAGUUCUAUAAUUUAAAAAUGGCUUAAAUGAAGUUAGUUCAAUUUAACUGACAUAAAAUAGAUAAACUUUAAUGAUCAAUGGAAUUUGUUUUGGAGUAGUUUAUCAAGAUUCUAAUGGAGAAGCACAAUAUUAAGCAAAUUCAAUGUAAGUGUCUUGUAAAAUACAACAAAAUGAAUAAAUUGAACUUUAAAACUUAUAAAACUUUCUAUUGGGAACCACUUAACUAUAUAUAGAAUACUAAUUUAAUUGA
Messenger RNA from Paramecium pentaurelia, 621 nucleotides. The record is from the annotation of a GenBank genome assembly. NCBI's taxonomy places the organism in Eukaryota, Ciliophora, Oligohymenophorea, Peniculida, Parameciidae.